Messenger RNA from Vidua macroura (Pin-tailed whydah), 1936 nucleotides. It is a transcript of the gene ELAC1, whose product is annotated as elaC ribonuclease Z 1. Gene Ontology annotation, molecular function: 3'-tRNA processing endoribonuclease activity. The record is from RefSeq and is a predicted model, not a curated record. NCBI's taxonomy places the organism in Eukaryota, Metazoa, Chordata, Aves, Passeriformes, Viduidae. Gene Ontology annotation, cellular component: nucleus.
UGUGGCAGGUCCGUGUCGCCGGGAUGUCUCUGGAGCUCACCUUCCUGGGCACGGGCUCCGCCUUCCCGAGCCCGGGCCGCGGGGCCGCGGCGCUGCUGCUGCGCCGGGAGGGGCAGUGCUGGCUCUUCGACUGCGGCGAGGGGACGCAGACGCAGCUCAUGAGGAGCCGCCUCCGAGCAGCCAGAAUUACCAAGAUUUUCAUCACUCACCUUCACGGCGACCACAUUUUUGGACUUCCUGGGCUGCUGUGCACGCUCAGCCUCCAGAGCAGCCCCGAGGCCAGCAAAGCGCCCAUCGAUAUUUACGGGCCCCUGGGGCUGCGGAGCUUCCUCUGGAGGAGCCUGGAGCUGUCCCACUCCCAGCUCCUCUUCCCCUACGCCGUCCACGAGCUGGUCCCCACGCGGGACCAGUGCCCCCCAGAAGAAUUUAGGGACUUCUCUGGCUUGGACCGAGGCGAGGCGCUUCCCCAGGCGCCUCCAGGGAGAGUUCUGCACCUGGAUCCAGGAGAAGACUCCUACUUGCUGCUGGAGGAUGAGCAGCUGGUUGUGAGAGCGUUCCGCCUCUUCCACCGCGUGCCCUCCUUCGGCUUCGUGCUGGAAGAGAAGCCCCGGCCUGGGAAGCUCAAUGUGCAGAAGCUGAAAGACCUUGGAGUCCAGCCAGGCCCCUUGUACGGGAAGCUGAAGAGCGGCGCCGCCGUCGUCCUGGAGAGCGGAGCGACGCUGCGUCCCGGGGACGUGCUGGGAGCGCCCGUUCCCGGCAGGAAGGUCUGCGUCCUGGGCGACUGCUCGGGGCCCGUGGGGCCGGGGGCCGAGCGGCUGUGCCGGGGGGCAGACGUGCUGGUGCACGAGGCCACGCUGGGGGACGAGCUGCGGGACGCGGCGCGGGAGCGCGGGCACAGCACCCCCGCCGCGGCCGCGGCGUUCGCCCGGGGCUGCGGCGCCAAGAGGCUGGUGCUGACCCACUUCAGCCAGCGGUACCGGCCCGCCGAGCACGGCCGCGGACACCUCGGAGAGCUCCAGAGGCAGGCCGAGGCCCUGCUGGCUGGCCAGGAGGUGACGCUGGCCGAGGACUUCAUGACCAUCGAGGUCCCACUGAAACAGUGAAAGACGAGGACUUCAUAAUGAGAUCCCACUGAAACAGUGAAAAACGAGGACUUCAUAAGGACAUCCCAAUGAAACAGUGAAAAACGAGGACUUCAUAAGGACAUCCCAGUGAAACAGUGAAAGACGAGGACUUUGUGACCACAGAGAUCCCAAUGAAACAGUGAAAGACAAGGACUUUGUGACCACAGAGAUCCCAAUGAAACAGUGAAAAACAAGCACUUCAUAAGGACAUCCCAAUGAAACAGUGAAAAAUGAGGACUUUGAGACCACAGAGAUCCCACUGAAACAGUGAAAAAUGAGGACUUUGUGACCACAGGGAUCCCACUGAAACAGUGAAAAACAAGGACUUCCUAAUGAGAUCCCAAUGAAACAGUGAAAGACGAGGACUUCAUAAGGACAUCCCAAUGAAACAGUGAAAAAGAAGGACUUUGAGACCACAGAGAUCCCAAUGAAACAGUGAAAAACGAGGACUUUGAGACCACAGAGAUCCCAAUGAAACAGUGAAAGACGAGCACUUCAUAAGGACAUCUCAAUGAAACAGCGAAAAACGAGGACUUCCUAAUGAGAUCCCACUGAAGCAGUGAAAGAAGAGGACUUCAUAAGGACAUCGCAAUGAAGCAGUGAAAAACAAGGACUUCCUAAUGAGAUUCCAGUGAAAAAGUGAAAAACGAGGAUUUUGUGACCGCAGAGAUCCCAAUGAAACAGUGAAAAACAAGGACUUCAUAAACAAGAUCCCGAUUUUUGUCCUAUAUUUGAAAGUGAAAUAACAAUAACAAUAACAACAACAAUAAUAAUAACAAUAAUAACAAUAAAAAUAGUAAUUUUUUUCCCCA